This is a messenger RNA of Lethenteron reissneri (Far Eastern brook lamprey), 2955 nucleotides long. It is a transcript of the gene SPRYD7, whose product is annotated as SPRY domain containing 7. Gene Ontology annotation, molecular function: protein binding. The record is from RefSeq and is a predicted model, not a curated record. Lineage: Eukaryota; Metazoa; Chordata; Hyperoartia; Petromyzontiformes; Petromyzontidae.
UUGAAGUGACGUCAUGUUCGUGUUGGGGGGGGGGGGGUUGAUCGCAGGACAUAGUGCGAUGAGAUGAUGGCGGCAUUGCGAUGGUGUUUUUCCUGCUUCAUGAGCGAUGGUUCGGCUCACAUCCCCCUCAAGGAGAUGCCCGUGGUGCAGCUCGACACGCAGAACAUGGGCUGUGACGUGGUGGUGGUCAAGAGUGGCCGCAGGAUUUGCGGAACUGGAGCAUGCCUCGCCAACGCUCCCCUGCACCAGAACAAAAGCUACUUUGAGUUCAAGGUGCAGUCCACAGGCGUGUGGGGCGUUGGCGUGGCCACGCGCAAGGUGGACUUGAGCCGCGUGCCGUUGGGCGGUGACACGGAGAGCCUGGUGCUGAGGCACGACGGCACGCUGAGCCACCGCAGCGAGGAGUGCAACCGCCUGCCCGCCAACAGCCUGCCGCAGGAGGGCGAUGUUAUUGGCAUCACGUACGACCACGUGGAGAUGAGCGUCUAUGUCAACGGCAAGAACACGCACUGCAGCGCCUCUGGCAUCCGUGGGACGGUGUACCCCGUCGUCUACGUGGACGACAGUGCGAUCCUCGACUGCCAGUUCAGUGACUUCUAUCACUCUCCGCCCUUGGGAUUUGAGAAAAUCAUGUUCGAACAACAGAUCUUCUGAGAGUGUGGCGUUCACGCUGCAGCGCGAGUGUAAGUGGGUGUGUGAGCGCUUGCGUGCGCUCGUGUGUUUUUUUUGACGCACGCAUCUGUGUGUAUGUGUGUGCGUGUUUUAACCAAGCCAUUUUCUAGUGCUGUGCCCGACAAAAAUUUGUUACAAAAAAUUUACAGGAAUUAUAUGUAAUAACCGUGGUGAACCAUGGGUUCAGUUUGACGAAGCUAAUCAUCUCUGCCUCGCCUUAUCCCCCCAUGUUGAUCACGAAUUUGAGGUGGCUCUGUUUGUAAUACCUUGAAUGCGAAGACAGUAUCUCAUGUUAGGCGAUUUUUCUGGGCUUUUUGUUUAAAAGGCCAGCCGGGUUUAGUCCAGAAGCUGAAGGAGUUCGUGUUGCCGUCCAGUGGCGAGAGUUCUAUUCAGGCCACUGGCAUCGCAUUCCAGAUAUUAUACAUUAAAUCCACUUUUUGUCACCGACAAGAGAAUGAAAAACCACAGGCAAAGGGUUUUUUUGCGUGAAACUGGAGAUGGAGAGACGCCACUGGUGACGAUUCGGCUCGCUGCUUGAAUUAAUUAUGAAGAUCGCUUUGUGUUUUUUUAAGCCUUCGGUGUUUCUGCGCAAAGAUAUAUUGUACGUUGGUAAAUUGGCACCUUUGUUGAAUAUGUAACUUUCAUUGUACGAAUGCUUUCUUAUUUUCGUGAUAUUUGGUACAGAUUGCAGCCGGAUGUUACAUAUAAAUUCAGAGAUAAAGAAGACAUUAUUUAAUUGCUACAAGGCGUCCGAUUUUAAAUCGUGCUUAAUGAUAAAUACAGCUUCCGCUAAGUAUUUUUGAGGUCCCAUUACGUGUUUUUUCACGGUCCGCUCACACUUUGCCGUUUGCCGUCGUGUGCAUCGUGUUCGUCCCGUUUUACGAUGGGUUUUCUUGUUACAAAAAAAGACUGCACUGAAUGUUUUAUUCGAACAGUGACGCCUCGCCAAGACAAGUAUUCUCCAUGCCGUUGCAAAGACCUCUUGCUUUCAAAUCCUCGUGUCCGGCGUGUGUGCAUCAUCCUUCUUAAUCGCAACGGUAGAAAUAUCCUGCGUGUUUCAUUGAGGCAUUGGAAGAAUUUUACCAUCAGCCGCUAAAAAUCAUCGUCCAAUUUGUGAUUUGUCCACGUGUGCGUGCGUACGUAUGUCUGCCUGCCGAUGUCCUCAUAAUUGCAAACCUGUCAUCCCAUACGGUUUACCCGUAUUCUUGUACAGGAAAAUUGAGUUUUCAGGUCCAGAUGGCUGACAGCCGUUUUCAAUACAGGCAAAACAUUUUUUUGUCUUCGUUUGUGUCUCUUCCUUGUGAUGGGACUUUGUGAUAUGAACGUUGGGUGACCAACUAGGUUUGAAUUGGUCUCUAAUAAGGUGGGCACUGAUAAGGGGUUGACGGGUUUGUAAUUUUCAUCAUUUUGUUUAAUUUAUAAAGCACUUUGUACGAUACACUCAUCAACUUGCUGUGUGCUUUUCCAAACUUUCACCGAGUAAAGCUAAUGAAAUUGGUGGAGUUAUCUUAUUGUUAUAUUUCCCAGUCGUCGUUGUGUGUGUGCGGGGAAGGUCAUUGUGUGUCGGUCUCAUAGCCCAAACCCCACCUUUUGAGAACUCGGCCACAAUCGUUUUUUUAAAGUUAAAUCGCCAACAAAUAAAUAGUUCUACAAACUCGCCCGACAAUCCAGUAAACCCUUGUGGAUUCGACACGUGGGGCUCUUGCCUUGCCGAAUUGUCAAAUAUCCCGAAUUAUGUACAGUGGUAUUCCCCAGUGUCUCCUGCCACAAUACAUUUUUUUUUACAAAUUAGUUUUCCAAACUCUUCACACACCGUACGCAUUGACACACACCCUGCAUCAAUUCUAUCCAAAACUUCGGAUUUGUCUCGUAGACUAAAGGAUUCGUACUUCGGUCCCUUUCAAUGACUUGCUGACGAAGGUGUAGACGACGUUUCCGAGAGGGUUCGGCUUGCACAGAGCGCACAUAAACAACAAGGUGAAGUUCAAAGCGACGGUUCAGCACCGGCGCUCGCCACCGGAUCCGAGCGUCGUCGUUUUGGUCGCGACGCGCGGCGUCACAGUACGCGCUGGGCCGAAAUUGGACCAUCCGGUACGGCAAUUCGGCUCGCGGCGAAUUGCUAAUACACCGUACAUUUGCCGAACGCGCAGCCGUGCGGAAUUAUCACCCAAUUUACGAAUGAUCAAAUACCGCAAUAACGAGGUUUUACUGUAACCGCGAUUAUUCUGGUCUCCCCUUGAAAAGUUUGGGCUGUUGUCUGAAUAAAGGACCUCGCUAAAUGAA